AUGGAAAGUAAUCAAAAAAUAAUACUGGAUACAGCUAUUAUUAAAUCCUUACAAGAGGAGUAUCCUCAUUUGAAUAUUUGGUCUAAAUACAGUACGCAUAGUUUGAAUGGUUUAUAUAAUAAUUACCAAUCAAUAUGUAAUGAAAUAAAUUUAUAUUCGGAAGGAAGGCUUGAGAAUGAUGUUUGUAUUACAAUAUUCGGGUUAUUGGAAAAUUAUAUUGAUGAUAGUGGAACAAGCGAUACUAUUCAAGGUGUUUAUAAUGAUUUUAUGCAAUAUAGUAAUGUAGAAAAGUUAUCCGAUUCAAUUAAUUCUAUUAAUAUAAGAGAUUUUAUGUUUUAUUUUAAAAAUAUUGUACGAAAUAAAGUAUUUAAAAAUAUUACUAUGAUAAAAGAUGUAUAUGAAAAUAAUGAUAUGUUAAGUGGUAUAAUCAAAUUAUUUUAUUUUAAUGAAAAUGUUAGUGAAAUUAAGAAUAUAUUAUCAAAUAGGAAUGAUCAAAAAUAUGCAAAUGUAUGUAAAUUUGUAAAUGAAUGCCUAGAUACAUAUAGAGAAUUUUUGAACUAUUUGUGUCCAGCAGAUAUGUAUGAUAGAUUUACAGAUAGUACUAUAUGUAAUGAAUUACAAGUAUUUUUUGAAAAUUAUGAUAAUCAUUUGUAUCUUCCAUUAAGAAGAAAUAAUAAUAUUGCUUCUCUAAGGGAGUACCCAGAUUUAGCUCGCGUUAGAUGUGAUCUCAGUGAAUCAUUAUAUAAAUGGUAUCCAGCUUUCAAAAUCUUUACGAAUAUUAAAAGAGAUUUAACACCAUUUGGAAAAACGUUUAUAUCAUUUCUUUCCAUAUUUGGAAUAUUUCUAACCUUUUAUAUUCUUUAUAUGUUUACACCCCUAGGAUCAGAAGUAAAUGCACGACGGCAGAAAUUUAAAAGGUCGUGGAGAAAUAUACAAUCAGCAUUUAAGGAUCAAGUAAAGUCAAUUACGAAUAAUAUGUGUAAACAAAAUUCAAACAAUUCAAACAAUUCCUUUAAUUUGGGUUACCACACUUCACAGUUUAAACCAUAA
Plasmodium malariae is the source of this 1050-nucleotide messenger RNA. RefSeq names its product PIR protein. The coding region runs from base 1 to 1050 and encodes 349 amino acids. NCBI's taxonomy places the organism in Eukaryota, Apicomplexa, Aconoidasida, Haemosporida, Plasmodiidae. The transcript has 3 exons. The record is from RefSeq and is a predicted model, not a curated record.